AUGGAGGCUGAGGUGCGUGAAGAGGGAGUGAACAACAAUACCCAGCCUGUAAGAAGGGUGUUGGCCUCUUACACUAUCCCCAAUCCCAGACAUUAUGGGAGCAGCAUCCUCACCCCAAACGUUCAGGCAAAUGACUUUAAGUUGAAGACUCAACUAAUCACCUUGGUGCAGAACAAUUGUGCUUAUGGAGGUGGCCCUUUUGAAGACCCCAACCAACAUUUGUCUAUUUUCUUAAGGAUUUGUAAAACGGUCAAGACAAAUGGGGUUCAUCCUGACAUUUACAAAUUACUUAUGUUCCCAUUUUCCUUGAGGGGCAAUGCUACUCAAUGGCUGGAAACCUUUCCCAAAGAGAGCAUCAACAAUUGGGAUGAAUUGAGAUACAAGGCCUUAAUCAGGAAGUGUCCCCCAGAAAUGUUCAGUGAGUGGGAUAGACUCCAAAAGUUCUAUGAAGGGUUGACCCAGAAAGCAUUAGAUCAUUCAGUAGGAGGCUCAUUGCAGCUAAUGAAGACAGCUGAGGAAGCCCAAAACCUUAUAGAGAUAGUGGCAAACAAUCAAUACUUCUUUGCUCAUCAAAGACAACGCCAACCAACCCAGAGAAGGGGUGUACUGGAGCUGGAAGGUAUGGAUACCAUCUUCAAAGUGAUGGCUCAACAAAUUCAGCAACAAUUUGAGCAGAUGGCUAAGAAAAUUGAUGGACUGCAAAUCGCUACAGUAAAUACACAAAGCCAAUAUCAAACCUCACAUAGGUGGAAGCAAUCUGAAAAAAGUUUUGGGACACUCAAUUAUGAGCAACAAAGCCCUGAGCAGGUGCAAUGCAUGAAUAACACUUCAAGUUCAUUACAACACAGUUUUUAUGGUGAUGUACACAAGACACCCUGGAAGACUCAUUCUAAUUCAAGUACCACUGAAGACUAUCCAAGGAACAAAGGAAAAGCCACAAAAUGGGAGGAGUGCAAAGCAAUUAUAGUGGAAAGUAAAGAGACUAGGGAGAAGGAAGCCAUCAAUCAAGAAGAACACAACAGAGAAGUUCCACAAGAUGAAAUAGAGGAGAAAAGUGAAAAGGAUCAGACAACUAAAAAGGCACAAAUCUCAAAGGGAGACAAGAACAUCCUUGAAUCACAACUACAAGAGAAGAGGGAAGAAGUGAAUCCUUGUGUCCCCAAAGUUCCAUACCCUCAGAGGUUUAAAAAAGAAAAUGAGGAUAAGCAAUACUCAAAAUUCCUGGACAUAUUCAAGAUGCUCAGCAUCAAUAUUCCUUUCUUGGAAGUACUUGAACAUAUGCCACUAUAUGCCAAAUUCAUGAAGGAAGUGCUGACAAAGAAAAAAUCCCUGAAGGAAGGACAUAUUGUUGAGAUGACAAAGGAAUGA
This is a messenger RNA of Arachis duranensis, 1368 nucleotides long. RefSeq lists its product as uncharacterized. NCBI's taxonomy places the organism in Eukaryota, Viridiplantae, Streptophyta, Magnoliopsida, Fabales, Fabaceae. The record is from RefSeq and is a predicted model, not a curated record. Bases 1 to 1368 code for a protein of 455 amino acids. The transcript has 3 exons.